Messenger RNA from Aspergillus pseudonomiae, 2915 nucleotides. RefSeq names its product putative G-patch domain protein. The coding region runs from base 225 to 2375 and encodes 716 amino acids. The transcript is spliced from 3 exons. The record is from RefSeq and is a predicted model, not a curated record. Gene Ontology annotation, cellular component: nucleus. Gene Ontology annotation, molecular function: RNA binding. Gene Ontology annotation, biological process: mRNA processing. NCBI's taxonomy places the organism in Eukaryota, Fungi, Ascomycota, Eurotiomycetes, Eurotiales, Aspergillaceae.
CCUCGUCACAUGAUACGGCCUGGACAAACCCAUGAUGCAUCCCAGCGGAUGUGCCAUCGGCUUCAAUACACCUCCGUCGUUGCAGCGACAACCAAAGUUACCACCGUUGCAGUGGGCCUGGGCUUGAAUCUGGCAUCACACUAACUGCAUUGUUCUAUUUAGGUAUGCUUGGGCUCCCCGACAAAAUGACCAGCGUUUAACGGCAAAUUCUAGCGUCGCGUCACAUGCAAAUGUCUGGCAAAAGGGCUCGCGCAGCCUUUGAGGCUGAUCUGCAGGCACAGGAGUCUCCUUAUGCCUUCUACGGGACUCCUCUUCCACCGCUGGAUGCCGGCGUCCGCGACGAUGGAUCUUACGUGCCGAUCUGGAAACAGGAGGUGACAGAUGACCGGGGAAGGAAACGCCUCCAUGGUGCCUUCACCGGUGGAUUUAGUGCCGGGUACUUCAACACCGUCGGAUCGAAGGAAGGAUGGACCCCCUCAACUUUUGUUUCCUCGCGGCAGAACCGAGCAAAGGAUGCUCGACAACAACGGGUAGAAGACUUCAUGGACGAAGAGGAUGUCCGGGAGGCAGAAGAAUCUCGAAAUCUACACACUACCGAUGAAUUUUCUGGGUUUGGGUCUACAGAUGUCGACCCCAACCGCCGGGGAGGGCUAAUGGACGUUUUCAGAAGUGGCGGUGAGACAAUGGGAAUCAGACUGUUGAAAAGGAUGGGGUGGAAAGAGGGCCAGGGCAUUGGUCCUAAGGUUCGACGCAGUGCUCAUCUUGGCGACGACACAGCCUCUGGUGGUGGAGGCACUGACAAGACGUACUUGUUCGCACCGGAGAAUUCACGCAUGGUGACUUUUAUACAUAAGACAGAUCACAAAGGGCUUGGGUUUGAAGGCGAAUCUCGUCUUGGCUCCCAAAAGGCUGGGGGCGACGAGUCUGAUGAAGAUGCCGAUCCAUUCUUUGGGCAGCGACUGACGGGUCAGGGCAUUUCUAAGCGGUCAACUCCAAAGGAGCCGCGUCGCGGAGCAUUUGGUGUCGGUGUGCUGAAUGACACCGGCUCAGAUGACGAGGACCCGUAUUCCUUAGGGCCUCAGAUCUCGUAUAAUCGAGUCAUUGGGAAAGAAAAGAAGAAGAAAAAGAAGUUGCUGGAAGAUGCGAAGCCAAAGAUGGCAUCCAACCCUCUAUUGAGCAACAAACCGGUCUUUAUAUCCAAAAAGGCGCUUGCCUCUAGGAACUCUACAGGGUUCAGGAAAUGCCAUGAUGGCCGGUUACCCUUAGAUGGGUUUGUGCUAGCGGACGGCGUCUCUAGCCUAACGAUUUCAGCACAGGAGAAGAAAUAUGCACCUCCCGAGGUUCCUAAAGAUUGGAAAUGCAGCAAGACUCCAUCAGAAGAGAGGGAUGCAUCUAAAUACGUUUCUACAGCCGAGGCAGCUAGAGCUUCUUCUUUGAACCCCACCUCACGAGCUGCGCUUUUGGGGGAAGCGCAACUUCCCGGGAAAUCUAUUUUUGAUUGGAUGACCCCUGAGUCCAGGGAGAGAAUCAUCAAACUAACAGGGAAGACCGACCUACCGCCAGCAUUGGGUGAGAAAGCUCCAGAAGGAUACGAGAUGUCAGAGGCGCAAAAACGGAAGGAUUUGUGGGAUCUUGUUCCCAAAUUGGAUAAGCAAGUCGCAGUUCAGGCUUUGACCCGAGCGGCUAGUGGUUGGAUGCCUUAUUCCGAGGAUCCAGAUAAGCGAUCCCGAUAUCGAACGUUCCUUCAAGUCCGGGCGGGACUCCGAGAAAGUCUUCCGGAUCGGGUUUCGGGGUCGAGCACCGACGAAUGGGUUGCUGAGCUCCACGAGUUCGCCCGCGCUGCAGAGGUCUUCAAACCCAUGUCGGGGGCCAUGGCGUCGCGAUUCACGUCUGCCUCCAGCGGACCAAAAGGAUCCUCAGAUGAGGCUGAAUCAUCUGCGACGGAUUCAUUACUUCAGAACCCUGCCACGAAGCCCGAAGACCCUGCCGUAGCGGCCGCAAAGAUCGGCAUGUUUGGCCCGAUGACUCGGAGCAACAUAUCGUUCUAUCCGACGCGUUUGCUGUGCAAGCGGCUUAAUGUGAAACCCCCGGGCCAUGUACAAUCAGACCCCAGUGAUCCGGUCAAACCUUCAGACACUGCCUCUGGGGGACGGUUCCAGUCUGCAGGAUAUCAGACUCCUGGGCCUAAGGAAUUAGUCUCGCAGGAAGUUAUGGAUCAACUUCUGCUUGAAGCAGGCGCGAGCAGUGGCGCUGUCGAAAAACCUAAACCGAUCGUAGUGGAGCCUGAGCGCAACGAAGCCUUGGAGGCGGAGCGACCAGGCGAGGAAAUUUUCAAGGCGAUAUUCGGAAGUGAUGACGAGGACGAUGAGAGCUGAGUAGCUCGAAUAGUCUUCUCUUUUAUUUUAUUUUUUUCCUCUCUCACUACGGUUUGUUGCAUAUGAUAUCCGGUUUUCUUCUGGGAAGGGGGUGAAAAAAGGACCUGUAAAGCAAUAUAGGGUUAGAGGCAAAAAAAGAAAGGAAAAGGUUUCGAAGCAUGGAUGACGAACACCUCAAGCGCUGAUCCGCGUGACAAGCGUAGUUAGUCGAAGACGGAUCACAAUUGGAUCUCCACAAUGGAAAAAAUUAAGAAUCCAACCCACAACGGCGUGGAUGGUGGAGACCCCAUUUAAUUCGUAUUCACCUUCAACCAAGCUCUGGCGAACGCAAGCGAACAUUGGUCCGGAUAUACUAGUCUGAAUUGGAGAUUCUCAAAACCAGCGGUCAAUUGGAACUCAUACAGAGUAGAGAGAUGGAGAGAGAAACAGACAGAAAGAGUAGGUAAAGGGCAGUGGUAAUAAUAUCAGUCACGGAGUGGUCAGUGUUGAUUUGGUACGGCGAACCAUUAAAUCCUUGGGUAUUUCCGAGGGUGAGGUUUU